AUGGCUUCGAUAUCUCUACCCCCGCAGCACCCAAUCACUCCAGCAUUCUCCGAAUAUCUUCGACCCAUCGAUCGGUCACCUGUCGGUCACAGCCGCCGCAACUUGACCAUGUCAACUCCGCUCCCAAACCCACCCUUUGUCUUCCCGGCACGAGACCCUGGCGAUACGGUACGCAGGACUCCCCCGCCCCUUCCGGCUUUCUCGUUCAAUCCAGGGUUUAACCACUCUGCACAGCCACCAGGUGGUCAUCGGCGACGAUGCAGCGAAUUUGCCAUCCAAGGCAACGAUGAGAGUUCAGGCUCGACACCUGCCAAACUUCCUGCUCCAGGUCUCGGCUUCGGUGCAGGCAGCCAAGGAAAGCGGCCUGCUAUCUCUAGCCCCACUGUCGAAAGCGCUCCCUGUAUGCCGGCAGAUCCGAUGCGAGAGCAUCAUGCUUCAGACGAGCCCACGCGACCUGCAUCACAAUCGGCUGCCAUACUAUAUCGAAAUUCGCCACCUGCGUCCCCUCGAAUCGUUGUUGAGACAGAACCCCCGACUCCCGUCAAAUCAAGCGAUGAGACUACCAUCCCUUCACCUUGUUAUGCUUCGCCUGAACAGUCGCCUAAAUUUCUUGCACCCACGAGCGCAUCGGAUCCCGACUUCUCCACUAGAAACAGUGGCGUUGUCGAGAUGAGCUCUGCAGUUGAGCCCAAGCUUUUCUCAAACGAGAAGCCCAAGCCUAGGCCCAGGACUGCCGAUGCUUCUCUAAUGCUCGAUCAGCACAUGGAUUCAGCCAUUGGGGAUACCUCAUCUUUGAAGCGACCGCUAUCCGCAGCGGGCCAUUCUCGGAACCGCAAAAGCUUUUCUUCGGGAAUUCUAGAUCAUUUUGCGGGCUCGUCAAGACGUUCAUCCUCGUCCAGCAACACGGGAAGCACUUCGGAUAUCUCUGAUCGUGAUGCCCGCGAGUCUUCAGAUUCUUUCGAUACACAUAAGAGGAUCUCGAAGGCGAAAAAACGGCAGAAGAAGGUGCGCUCAUGGGCCGGUGCCAUCUUAACCAGAGGCAAGGCCAAGCGCCAUGCGAAGAAGGACAUGAGUGAGAACAUUCAGCCUUCUGUCCCCGCCCCUGUGAUUACGAGAACCAACUCCGACCUUGGAUCGGGACUAGACGUGGACUUUGAUGAUGAUACCAUUGUUGUUAUCCGCACGCCUACUAAUCCUGCUACACCAGACGCUCGUCGUCCCACAUCUCAUGAUUCAAAUGUACCAUCUCUGGAGCAUUCGUGGAAGCCAAGGAGCUUCUAUGAACAGACAACCCAAAACGAUGCUCUCAGUCCUGUCAUCGACUUGGAUGCAGCUCUGGGGCCAUUCAAUACGCCUGACAUGCACUCUGGUCGUGUUGCGGAAAGUGGUUUCUCGGCAGCUACCAAGCGCAUGUAUAGUGGUGGUAGGCGAGGUGAAUUUGUCGGUCCAGAGAUGCGUUAUCAUCGCCGUGCGGAGAGUGCACCUGAAAUGCCACCCUUUGACCGCAGUUUUCUGGGAAACAACCGAUUCGUGAAUACUUCGACAUUGGAGAAUCCAGAUGUGCUUUAUGAAGAAGAAGAGGAUGCUUUCUUGGCUGCUACGAGCGAGUCUCCAGCUGAAAAUAUUGAGCGCCCGCUCUCACAGGUCAUCAUCUCAACUUCGCGUGAUGAUGCUGAGAGUAGGUCCGAGGAAAGCAAAAGCAGCUCUGAAACACUUACUGCCUACCCUGUGGUUGACGAGGUCCGUGACCAACCUCAUACUGGUCUUGGGAUUCAGGAAACUGAAACUCAUAUUAUGUCGACUGCCGAUGCUACUUCCUCCAUUCAAGAGGACCUCAGAUCUCGUACUGCAUCAAACCCUAUCCAUCAAUUGCAGAAUGCGGGCAACCCCUUUUCUAAUUCGCUGAGCGAUUCAGUCGAUGUCGCCGAGCAAGAAUCAUGGCAGCACCGCAUGCCUGUUCCUACAAGUCCCGACGUCUCUCCGCGAUUCAUGGCUGCUGAUACUCGGCCUACCACCUCCCCAAUGGAGCUGACAUAUAACAUCCCUCCACUGUCUCUCCAGGGAAGCACACUUGUCUCGAAUUCCUCUUUUCCGUCUCCCGACUUCACCGGCUGCUCAUCGGAUGCCCCUCGGUCGAUAAAUACACCAUCCACAAGUGACCAUAAUCUCUCGAAUCCUUCAUACAAUCCGUCCAUGGAUCUUCCACAGACGUCAGUUGAGGAUGUUCCUUCUCUCACAAGCAGUGCAUCCACGACGACGAAUACACCCCACAGAUUCUCUGGCACAUUCUUCGGACGUCCUCGGCUGUCCUCUGAUCGUUCUGCAUCAUUCUCUGAGGCUGUGCGUCGCCGCACCAGCCGUGCCAACAGCUAUAAGAGGUCUAGUCUUGCCAGCCUUUCUAAACUCGUUGUUGGCUCCCAGGGAGAGAAAAGCAAACUCAGUCAUGAAGAGAAGCCACCUGAAGAUGAGCCUGAAAAGUCCAAAAGGAAAUCUCACCGGAUCAGUCGUUUGAUGCACUUCUGGAGGAGCAAAGACAAAGACAGGCAGCAUGAACACGGGGUUCGACAAGAGCCACAAUUAUGA
Molecule: messenger RNA, 2583 nt
Organism: Aspergillus brunneoviolaceus CBS 621.78
Lineage: Eukaryota; Fungi; Ascomycota; Eurotiomycetes; Eurotiales; Aspergillaceae
Product: putative cell wall proline rich protein
Exons: 6
Coding region: 1-2583 (860 amino acids)
Source: RefSeq, a predicted model, not a curated record